This is a messenger RNA of Coregonus clupeaformis (lake whitefish), 4245 nucleotides long. RefSeq names its product zinc finger RNA-binding protein. The record is from RefSeq and is a predicted model, not a curated record. Bases 55 to 3204 code for a protein of 1049 amino acids. Gene Ontology annotation, molecular function: zinc ion binding; double-stranded RNA binding; single-stranded RNA binding. The transcript has 19 exons. Gene Ontology annotation, cellular component: precatalytic spliceosome. Lineage: Eukaryota; Metazoa; Chordata; Actinopteri; Salmoniformes; Salmonidae.
GUGACAGAUAGCGGAUCCUGUCUGUCCCGGACUCGCCGUACAGUAGAUGCCAAGAUGGCUGCAAGCAAUUAUUAUGGAUUCACGCAUGGUGCGGGUCCUCAGUACAGCGUUCAGCCUCCACCGGCCUACGCCCACCCCACGACAGCCAGCUACAAUGUACAGCCGGCCCCUGCCGUGGCCCAUGCAGUGACCGCCUCCUAUGCCCCUGCACAACCAGCCAGGCCCGUGGCCUCUGCCUACCCGGUGGCCUACCAGAACCACCCUGCCCCCCCAGACUAUGGCUACCGGCAGCCGGACCCCACGCCCCAACCCACCACCACCCCACAGACAUACCAGCUACCGGUAUACACCGAAACGGAUAACUACAGUUACGGACGUCCGCCUGCAGCCACUAGUUAUGAGACUAAGCAGUACUACCAGACGAGUAUAGCUCCAGCCCAGAGGACACCAACAGAAGCUUACUACCAGACAGGCGUGAAGAGUGGCUACAGUCCAGUCAGCACAGUGUACAGCCAGCCGCCACCACCACAGAGGCAGGUCUCAGCUUUAAAGCCUCUGGCCCCCGCCAGCUCAGUGUCCACUAGCUACAACGUCUACCCAGUGUCCACCAGUGUACAGCAGCCUCCCAUCUCGUCUUACACCCCCUGCUCCUCCUUCAACUCCACAGCUGCCACCUCCUACUCGGGCGUCAGCUACUCUACUUAUGAUUCGAGUGGCUACACUUCCACCCCCUCCUACUACCAGCCUGCUCAGCUGCCUCCUCCUCAGCCCCAGCCGCCCCCCCAGCAGUCCCAGCCGCCCAUGCAGCCGCCUCCCAAGCAGCUCACCAGCUCCUCCUGGAGCAACGCAGGCAGCAACAUGGUGACCGCUCCCACGGUCAACGCCUACAAGAAGCCCAUGUUCCACCAGAACAAGCUUCAGAAGCCGAAAGGGCCGCCCAAGCAGCCCCAGUUGCACUACUGUGACAUCUGCAAGAUCAGCUGUGCUGGCCCGCAGACAUACAGGGAGCACCUCGAGGGCCAGAAGCACAAGAAGAAGGAGGCAGCUCUGAAGUCUGGCAGCGCGGGGGGGAGCAACGGGCCCCGGGGGAUUCAGACCCAGCUACGCUGUGAACUAUGUGACAUUGCCUGCACUGGCGUAGACGCGUACGCCGCCCAUAUCCGAGGGGCCAAGCACCAGAAGGUGGUGAAGCUCCACACCAAACUAGGCAAACCUAUACCUUCAACUGAGCCUGUUUUAGUGAACAAUGCUCCAAUUAUCUCAACGUCGACAGCUGGGAAGACAACCCCUAUCGUUGUUACAGCAACUGCCCCUGUAGCGCUACCCAAACCGGUGGUUGUAAACGCCGUAAAGGCCCCAGCACCUGUGAAGAAGCCAGUCACACCCAAAAUAACCAUCCUUGCCAACAAGCCGGCAACCCCUCAAGUAGCCAAGGUGAAUGAGGCCAAGCAGUCAGCAACAGCGUCUAAGAGUGAGACCACGAGUGACGAUGAGGACGGAGAUGGAGUGGGGAGGCAGGGGGACGUCCAGCCUGUGGGACAUGACUAUGUGGAGGAGGUGCGUAAUGAUGAUGGGAAGGUGAUUCGCUUCCACUGUAAACUCUGUGAAUGCAGUUUCAAUGACCCCAACGCUAAAGACAUGCACUUGAAGGGGCGCAGGCACCGGCUGCAGUACAAGAAGAAGGUGAACCCAGAGCUGCCGGUGGAGAUCAAGCCCAGUAACCGGGCCAGGAAGCUGCAGGAGGGCAAACUGAGGAAACAGAAACAGAAGGCUGUGCUGAAGAGACAGCGGGAUGAUGAGCAGCGCUGGCACUUGGAGAUGAGGUCAGAGCCAGACAGCAGCUGGCACACAGAGAUGAGCCGCUAUGAGGAGGACAUGUACUGGAGGAGGAUGGAGGAGGAGCAGUUGUACUGGGGGGAGCAGAGACACAGAAUGGCCCCCCCUCCGCUCAUGAGCCGGCCCGGCAUGCCAGUGCCCCCCCUACUGCAGCCUAUGCGUCGGCCGGACUCCCCAGACGACCGCCACAUCAUGGCCAAACACUCCACCAUCUACCCUGUGGAGGAGGAGCUGCAGGCGGUGCAAAGGAUCGUCUCCCACACUGAGAGAGCCCUCAAACUGGUGUCUGACUCCCUGCUGGAGAAAGAGCCUCCCGCUGCUGUGACAGAGGCUGUGACAGAGGCUGUGACAGAGGCUGUGACAGAGGCUGUGACAGAGGCUGUGACAGAGGCUGUGACAGAGGCUGUGACAGAGGCUGUGACAGAGGCUGUUGCUGGAGAGAAAGUACCGGACAACCAGGCAGCCCGUAUGCUGAAGGGGGUGAUGAGGGUGGGCAUCCUGGCCAAGGGCCUGCUGCUCCAUGGGGAUAGGAACGUGGAGCUCAUUCUGCUGGCUGCCAAGAAGCCCACCCUCUCUCUGCUGAAGGACAUCGCUGAGCAGCUACCCAAAGAAAUGGCGCCAUUUUCUGAAGAUCAGUAUGAGGUGAUGUCUCACCCUGAGGAAGCCAACAUCGUGAUUUUUUCGAGCAAGGAGCCAAAAAUGCAGGUCACCAUCUCUCUAACCUCGCCGCUGAUGAGGGAGGACCCUGCCCCUGAGAAGGAGGAAAAGGCAGGAGACAAAGCGGCUGAGAAAGGGGUGCCUGAGAAGGACCCUGCUGAUGUUUUGAACCAGAAGAAGUGCCUGGAGUACCUAGCUGCUCUGAGACACGCCAAGUGGUUCCAGGCUCGUGCCAAUGGUCUUCAGUCCUGUGUGAUCAUUAUUAGAGUGUUACGGGAUCUCUGCCAGCGAGUGCCAACCUGGGGCAAGAUGCCAUCCUGGGCUAUGGAGCUGCUGGUAGAGAAGGCCAUCAGCAGUGCCACGGGGCCCCUCGGCCCAGGGGAAGCCAUGCGUAGGGUCCUGGAAUGUAUCGCUACAGGCAUCCUACUGCCAGACGGUCCUGGGCUGCUGGACCCCUGUGAGAAACACCAAACCGAUGCUCUAGGGAGCAUGACCAAACAAGCCAGGGAAGACAUUACUGCCAGCGCACAGCAUGCUCUGCGACUGCUGGCGUUCCGUCAGAUCCACAAGGUUCUGGGAAUGGACUCCCUGCCGGCGUCCAAGGCCAGCGCUCGGAACCGCAAGCGCAGACGGGACGGGAGCGAGACGGGAGAAGGAGAGGGGGAGGGCAAGAAAGACAAGAAGGAGGAUGCAGAAGAGAUGGAUGCUUGAUCUCUGACAGAGCAGCAUUAGCUUGGAUGACCGUCUGGUUCUGCUUCUAAUGCUGGCAUGAGAAUGAUAGAGUAAAACAGAAACAUAUCGCCACCCAGGCUAGAGCAGGUUAGUAGUCUAUACAGGCAGAAUGUCACAUCCUUUACGUUUCUUUUUAAAUUCUCAAUCUAUAUGAAUAUAACUGACUUAGUCGUAACAUUUCUGUCUCCCCUAGAGGGAAUGGGAGGGGAAAGGUAAAGAUUAUUUACUGUAAUUCUCUCCCAUGCACACUGUACUGUAACGUACUGUAGAUGUACUUCAAAUCGUGCUGAAAAUUGACUCUUCAAAUCGUGCUGAAAAUUGACUUUAACGUCACUGACUGACUGAAGUUUCUAGGAGCUAAUGACUGAUAGCCUGAUCCCAGAUUUUUAUGUGCUUCAUGACAACGAUUGUCAGAGGAGUUUGCUGAAGCACAUACUGAUCUGGAACAGGCUAAAUGAUUGCAUCAUUCCAUUUCCCGAAUAUUUGCCCACUCAGCUUCUGAAGCCCUCCCAUUUACAGUACCUGUACCAACCACUGUUCCUUACAUUGUUUUCUAUGUACUGUAAGGACUGUUUCAUAGAAGCCUACAUUUUAAUGAAGAACUUGUAGCUUUUUCGCCCUGCUAUUCUUAUUGAAGAGAAGCUUUAAUCCUUUACUGUACAGGCCAGUUAUCAUAUACUGAAGACUGCAGGAGUUCCUCAUUUAGGUGCAUGUAUUGAAAUUAGUUUUGUGGAAUAGGAUGGGUUUUGCUGAUGGGUCUAACCCUAAUGUCUCGUCCAAAACUGAGAUUUGCAAUAUGAUUAGGAAAAAGUGGUAUGUCAUGGAAUGAAGGGUACCGUAACAGUUUUCCUUGGGUUGGGUUUAUUUUCAUCCUGCCGACAGCUAGCAGCACCCAAGUAAUCAUCACUUCAGAGCGCAGCUGCACAGGAACAGAUCAUAAUGCCCAUGGUCAAUUUGGUUUGACAUUUGAUAUCACUAGUUGGGGACCAUCAGUAAAUUACACAAUGUACAUGGGACAAC